Messenger RNA from Mya arenaria, 1122 nucleotides. Its product is annotated as neurofilament heavy polypeptide-like. The record is from RefSeq and is a predicted model, not a curated record. The coding region runs from base 1 to 1122 and encodes 373 amino acids. The transcript has 2 exons. NCBI's taxonomy places the organism in Eukaryota, Metazoa, Mollusca, Bivalvia, Myida, Myidae.
AUGGAUGACCUAUCGAAUUUUUCUGUCGAGAAAAUUGUGAGAUGGGGCGAGAAGAUUGUCCCAGAAAUAGGAACAAUAUUCAAAGCUCCUAUCAAGGCUCAAGCUCCUAUCAAGGCUCAAGCUCCUAUCCAGGCUCAAGCUCCUAUCAAGGCUCAAGCCCCCAUCCAGGCUCAAGCUACUAUCAAGGCUCAAGCUCCUAUCCAGGCUCAAGCUCCUAUCAAGGCUCAAGCUCAUAUCCAGGCUCAAGCUCCUAUCAAGGCUCAAGCUCCUAUCCAGGCUCAAGCUCCUAUCAAGGCUCAAGCUCCUAUCCAGGCUCAAGCUCCUAUCAAAGCUCAAGCUCCUAUCCAGACUCAAGCUCCUAUCCAGACUCAAGCUCCUAUCCAGGCUAAAGCUCCUAUCAAGGCUCAAGCUCCUAUCAAGGCUCAAGCUCCUAUCAAGGCUCAAGCUCCUAUCCAGGAUCAAGCUCCUAUCCAGGCUCAAGCUCCUAUCCAGGUUCAAGCUCCUAUCAAGGCUCAAGCUCCUAUCCAGGCUCAAGCUCCUAUCAAGCUCAAGCUCCUAUCAAGGCUCAAGCUCCUAUCCAGACUCAAGCUCCUAUCCAGACUCAAGCUCCUAUCCAGGCUCAAGCUCCUAUCAACCUCAAGUUCCUAUCAAGGCUCAAGCUCCUAUCCAGGCUCAAGCUCCUAUCCAGGCUCAAGCUCCUAUCCAGCUCAAGCUCCUAUCCAGGCUCAAGCUCCUGUCCAGGCUCAAGCUCCUAUCAAGCUCAAGCUCCUAUCAAGCUCAAGCUCCUAUCAAGCUCAAACUCCUAUCCAGGCUCAAUCUCCUAUCCAGGCUCAAGCUCCUAUCCAGGGUCAAGCUCCUAUCCAUACUCAAGCUCCUAUCCAGGCUCAAGCUCCUAUCAAGGCUCAAGCCCCCAUCCAGGCUCAAGCUACUAUCAAGGCUCAAGCUCCUAUCCAGGCUCAAGCUCCUAUCCAGGCUCAAGCUCCUAUCCAGGCUCAAGCUCCUAUCCAGGCUCAAGCUCCUAUCCAGGCUCAAGCUCCUAUCCAGGCUCAAGCUCCUAUCCAGGCUCAAGCUCCUAUCCAGGCUCAAGUUCCUAUCAAGGUUCAAGCUCCUAUCAAGGCUUAA